This is a messenger RNA of Prorocentrum cordatum, 837 nucleotides long. The record is from the annotation of a GenBank genome assembly. Lineage: Eukaryota; Dinophyceae; Prorocentrales; Prorocentraceae.
AUGUGGGUGGUCUUGCUGGAUCCAGCGCAGGUCGCCGUCGCGGUCCCCAUCUCAGAGUGGGCGGGGCAGCUGCGAGACAUCGCGGCGGCCUUCCCCCGCAAGAUAGUGGCGGCGACUUCGAAGGCGCAGCGUUUCGCCGCCAGCCUCCGUGAGGCACUGAGCCAGCGCGGGGUGCAGGUCCCAUCUGUUGCGGACUUCAAAGCGAAGUCCUGGUGGGCCCAGAGGUUGACGGACUGCGAGGCCAAUGUCCUGGCGAUCACUUCGGCGGUUGCCCAGAGCGCCGGGGACUACAACCCCGAGGACGUCUCGAUGACCUGGGACUUGCAGAACUCGCUGUCGUGGCCCCGGAAAAAGGACGCCAGCAACGCCGGGGCCAUGGAUUGCAUGAUGCGUCGCCACAUCCACUGGAACACCAAGGUAGGCAGGCCUCUGAGCGGCCUUGAGCAGCUGAUCAUCCAAGGAUUCCCCGCGAACAUUCGCAUCAGCGAGUUCCCGUCAGGGCCCGCCCGUCCUGUCGGAAUCCACGACGAGGCUUCGCUCCCAAAGGCCGAAGUGGAUUCGGCGCUGGAGGGCUUGAGCGACUCCGACCUCCGCAGCCUCAGCGGCGACACCCAAUCCGUUCCUGUGUUGGCCGCAAUAUUGAUUAUGGCGAUGAGCAAUUCGAGGAUCAAGGACAGGGGGGUUGUGGCCAUGGCGGACACAGAUGUACUCCAAUCGCCCCUGGAGGUGGAGUGGGUUGGUCCGAAGCGUUUUGCGCGUAGUAGUCCAGCAGAUGACGUCUUCAAGUGGGCUGGCCUGCCCCAGCAGAAGCGUGCGAGGCUUCAGCGGCCGGCGUAG